This is a messenger RNA of Chelonia mydas (Green sea turtle), 3369 nucleotides long. RefSeq names its product leucine rich repeat and sterile alpha motif containing 1 (gene LRSAM1). Gene Ontology annotation, molecular function: ubiquitin-protein transferase activity; protein binding. The transcript is spliced from 26 exons. The record is from RefSeq and is a predicted model, not a curated record. Bases 670 to 2889 code for a protein of 739 amino acids. NCBI's taxonomy places the organism in Eukaryota, Metazoa, Chordata, Testudines, Cheloniidae. Gene Ontology annotation, biological process: protein ubiquitination.
GGGGGCGAGGUCGGGCGUGAGGGGAGCCCGCCGGGGGCUGUUGGCGGAGCUCCCCGCCGGCCCUGGCUGUAGCUGCCCGGGGUCCCGGCGGCCGGGCCGGCUGCCCCGCCGCGAGGUUGCCGGUCCCGUGGGGCUCCCCCUGCCCCGGGGUUUCCGCGCUGGGCUGCGGCGGCCGCCCUCGCCCCGGCCCGCCGCGCGGCCUGAGCGGGGAGCGGAGCGGCUGGGCCUGGCGUUCCCCUCCCGCCAACUGCCCGCCAGCCCCGGCCCUGGCGAGAGGCCCCUUCCUGCCUCCGCGGGGUUGAGUGGCCGGCUCGGGACUCGUCAGCGCCUUCGGAUCCCGCUGGCACGGUCGCCGCUUGCACAUCGCAGGUGCAGCUUCGCCUGGUCAGCGGCGUGACGUGACGUACGCCCAGAAACCUGUGACAGGAACAUUAUUAAGGUCAUGUGCUGUGUGCCAGCUAACCCACAUCUGCUGGAUGACUUCCUGAAUUUCCGAGCAGUUUUCAAGCAGCUGCCAUUUAAAGGACCCAAUUUGCCAGACAACCAGAGUGCAAUUCCUUAACCCAGGCUCCCUGUCAACACCUGUUACGUACACUUCCUGCCUCUUCUGCCUUUGUUUACACUGGUCGCUUUCUGCCACUGAGACAGAUCUGGAGUGAAAAGUGAAAGAUGCUGCUGUUCUUCCGUAAAAGGAAACCCAGUGAUGCGGCCCGGAAGCGCCUUGAAUACCAAAUGUGCCUGGCAAAAGAAGCUGGUGCUGAUGACAUUCUUGAUAUAUCUAAAUGUGAACUCUCUGAGAUUCCAUAUGGCGCUUUUGCAACAUGUAAAGUUUUGCAAAAAAAGGUGCUGAUUGUUCAUACAAAUAAUCUAACAUCUCUGGUUCCAAAGUCCUGCAGUCUCCUGAAUCUCAUAACUGUGAAGGUUUUAGAUCUCCAUGACAACCAGCUGACAUCACUUCCUGAUGAUAUUGGCCAGCUGACAUAUCUCCAGGUCCUAAACUUUGAAAGGAAUCUCUUAAAAGUUCUUCCACGGUCUAUAGGGGACCUUGCCCAGCUCCAGACCCUCAAUGUGAAAGGUAAUAAGCUGAAGGAGCUGCCUGCUACCCUGGGUGACCUGCGCAGCUUGCGCACCCUUGAUGUCAGUGAGAACCUGCUGCGGGAAUUGCCCCAGGCGCUGGCUCACAUCCGCACACUGGAGACUCUGACGCUGGAUGCUUCGUCCAUGACAUACCCACCAUAUGAUGUUUGCAAUGCUGGCACAGAGUCUAUCCAGCAGUUUCUGUGCAAAGAGUCUGGAAUCAAAUACUGCCCUCCCUCCCAGUAUCUGCUUCCGGUCCUGGAAAGUGAUGGAGGAGAAACAUCAGUGGAUGGUGUCAACAGGCAUGUGCAUAAAUACAUGGAGGAAGAGAGCGAGUGGCAGAACAAAUUCUUGGAUUAUGAGAAGAGGAAGGAAGAGAAGAUGCUGGAGAAGCUGGAGUUCGAGCGUCGCCUGGACAUGGGGCAGAGGGAGCAUGCUCAGCUUCUUCAGCAGAGCAGCAAUCAGAAGGAGGAGAUUCUGCAGACUGUGAAAAAGGAGCAGGUGAGGCUGGAGAAGGGUCUGACGAAGCAUCAGCGCAACCUGGAAGGAGAGCACCUGAAGCUGCUGGAGCAGCUGAAGCAAAUGGAGCAGGGCAUUGCCAGCCGAAUCCAGAAGCUGCUGAAGGAGAAUCAGAGGCAGAAACAAAGUUCAGAACUUCUGAAAUCCCUGGAGAACGAGAGAAUAAGGAUGGACCAACUGAUGGCAAUAACGCAGGAGGAGACGGAGCAGCUACGCAGAAGGGAAGUGGCCUCUGCCAUGCAACAAAUGCUGGCUGAGAGCUACAAGAACAAGCUCAUCCACAUGACCUCCGAAUCUCGCCGGCAAGACCUUGUCAACCAGGCCUGCUCCAGCCUGGCAGAGAUGGAUCAGAAGUUCCAACAAAUCCUGGCUUGGCAACAGCUAGAUCAGAACAAGGCCACUAGUCAGAUCCUGCGGGAGAGUGAAAUGCAGAAAGCGGCCUUUGAAGCCCUUCAGGUGAAGAAGGAUCUCUUGCACCGGCAGAUCAGGAACCAGAUUAAGUUAAUAGAAACAGAGUUAUUGCAGCUGACACAGCUGGAGUUAAAGAGGCAAGAACUGGACACAGAGACACUGCAGCCUCCAUGUGGUGUGGAGACAGGGCUGCCUCUGCUUCUGUUGCAGGAGAUGAUCACAGAGCAACGCCAAGCCCUGAGCUACAUGCUGCAACAGCUGCUCAAGGAGAAGAAGCAAAGGGAAGAGGAACUGCAACAAAUCCUGCUCGAGAUGGAGGCGAAAAGUGAAACGAAGCAAGAGAACUACUGGCUGAUCCAGUAUCAGCGCCUGCUGAACCAGAAACCUCUCUCACUGAAACUCCAGGAGGAGGGCUUGGAGAGGCAGCUGAUAAACCUGCUAAUUGAGCUGUCAGCUGAACAGUACGUACCAAUCUUUGCCCAUCAUCGGCUGUCACUGGAAAUGCUCAGCACCAUGACCCUCAGCGACCUGGCAAAGAUUGGAAUAACAGAAACUGGCCUGCAGCGUGCGAUCCUCAGGCGAGCCCAGGAGAUCCUGGCUGUGGCUAAAACAAUCCCAGAGCUGCUGACGAGCACUGAGACCAAGGGCCCUGCAGCCCCAGAGCCGAGCACCCCCCGUGAAGAAAUCCUCCCUUCUGCACCCCAGCUGGAGCUGGACGAGAGGAAGUCUGAGUGCGUGGUCUGCAUGGAGCAGGAGGCCCAGAUGAUCUUCCUGAACUGUGGCCACGUGUGCUGCUGCCGGACGUGCUGCGAGGCCCUGCGCACCUGCCCCCUCUGCCGCACAGACAUCGUGCAGCGCAUCCGCAUCUUCCGCAGCAGCUAGCCCGGGAGCAGCUGCUGAGCGCUUGGGGCUGCAGGCUCGCUGCCCAAGGCUCCUCAGAGGUCUGGGUGGGUGUCAAAUCUACUUAUGCCCAUGCCGCAGUGUAUCAACCGCCCCUCCCACUGUGAUGUGUACACUUUGCACUGGCUCAGAGCCUGGGAGGCUGCUUUGGGGGGGACUGGAAUGUGCAGUCCCCUCAUGUCCUGGGGGGUAACUCUGGGGUUGAAUGUUCUCGUACGAUCUUGUAGGCAUGUCUAGCAACACCCCUCUUCCCCCCACAGUAACCCCUGCAGUCGCCCCCUGUGCUAUGCAGAUGGAAGCGGACUCUGCUGAGUGACUCAUGGGUUGUCUCAAGUCCCCCUGAGUGUUGGUAGAUUUCUGCCUCCCUUGCCUUUGCAUGGCCCUCUCUGUCUGUGUGCUCCCAAGUCUCCUGGGGGGGCUGAAGCCUAUCCCCAGCCUGUCUAAUAUAUUUAUUUGCCUUCA